AUGUCCGGCAAGCUUGACAAGUCUCUCGACGAAAUCCUCGUCAACCGUCGUCAGAACGCGCGCCGCCGCACCCGGCGCCCAGCUGCUUCGAAGCCUGGCAGUGCUUCGGUCCCGGUCGGAGGAGUGAAGAAGAAUGCAAAGCCCACCAAACCCACUGCAAAGGGUGUUCAGGGUGGACACCCCGUUUCCUCAGAGAGCAAGAUCAUGGUCAGCGGCUUGCCUUCCGAUGUAAAUGAGGGCAAUAUCAAGGAAUAUUUCACAAAAUCCGCAGGUCCCGUUAAGCGCGUCAUGCUCACUUACAACCAAAACGGCACUAGCCGCGGCAUUGCUUCGAUUGUCUUCAGCAAACCCGACACAGCUGCCAAGGCUGCUAAGGACUUGAACGGAUUGCUUGUUGACGGACGACCUAUGAAGAUUGAGGUUGUAGUUGACGCCUCUCAUGCUCCCAGCGUUCCCGCACCCAAGCCUCUCGGCGAGCGUGUCGCUCAAGUCAAGUCCCAACCUAAGCCCGCUACUGCGGCCAAGACCGCCGCCGCUGCUCGAGGACGUGGACGUCGCGGCCGCCGUGGUGGCGCUGCUGCUACUGGCCGUACCUCGAACCGCCCUAAGCAGAAGACUGUAGAGGAGCUUGAUGCGGAGAUGGUUGACUACUUCGCUGGCAAUGAGAACGCAGGUUCCGCUGAUGCCAGCGCACCGGCAGCUGCUAACGGUGCUGCUCAACAGCCUGCCGCCGGCGGCGAGGAUCUUGGAAUGGCUGAGAUUUCUAUCGUCUACUUGCCGUUGUUUCUCAAGUGA
This is a messenger RNA of Aspergillus clavatus NRRL 1, 795 nucleotides long. RefSeq names its product RNA binding domain protein. The coding region runs from base 1 to 795 and encodes 264 amino acids. Lineage: Eukaryota; Fungi; Ascomycota; Eurotiomycetes; Eurotiales; Aspergillaceae. Gene Ontology annotation, cellular component: nucleus. The record is from RefSeq and is a predicted model, not a curated record. Gene Ontology annotation, biological process: mRNA export from nucleus. Gene Ontology annotation, molecular function: mRNA binding. The transcript has 6 exons.